UCCUAAAGUACCAACCGCAAACCUCGUCAAAGAAGCGUCAAUCAUACGUAAAGUAAACAAGAAUCAUAUUUUUUAUUUUUCAUUCAGUAUUAAAAAGAAAUGGAACUUGAUCGUAAAUAUUUUUAAAAACCGAAUUUCAUAAUAGUUUUAACAUUAUGGAAAUAGAUUUAGAGAUAUCAGAUGAAGAAUAUGUUAUUCAAAGGGCCAAAGAGUCAUUUAAAAACAAUCCAGCUGCUGCCAAAGCAUGGAUGAUAACAGCAAAAAUCAUGUACCCCAAUAACUUUGGGGUACAGUUCGAGGCAUACCAAAUUGAAAAAAAUGCUGGACAUAUUAAGGAAGCGGCCAAAUGUUUUAGUGACUUGACUAUAAAAUUUCAACAGCAACCUGAACUUUGGAAAGAAAUUGAAAAGCUUACAGUUGCUUUGAGAGCCGAAUCUGAUAAUAAUGACGAGGAAAAACAGUUUUUGUGUGAAAUGUUCAGGCAUUUAUCCUCUGAUGUGCAACAUAAAUUAUUAUUGUUUACUGCUGAUCAUUGUGAAGAUACAAUGGAACACUGUCGUUUGUUGCUUUUGCUUCUGCAAAGAUUUCCAACAGCAAUUUCAAGUAAUGGCCCAAGACUGGUUGAUACACUUAUUAGUGCAGAAAAACAUAGUGUUGAUGGACAUUUUCCAGUAAAUCCUUAUAGGAAACUUCUAGUUUGUGAUUUACUCCCGUUAUUAGCAAGUGAAAAAGUUAAAGUAGACUUAUCUUCCAAAUUGUUACAAAAGUUGCUACACAAGGCCAUAGAAUUUUAUUUUUGCUAUUUGGGUUUGAACACUAGUGCCAUUCAAGAUACAGAAACUAAAAUUGAAGACCCCUGGACAAGUUUAUUUGGAGUAAUAGAAUUUAUUGGGGGUCAGUUGAAUUGGGAACCAUAUCUAAUUAAUUUUUCAACCAAUUGGUCUAAAGAAACCUAUUGGCAGAAGAUUGUAAUGUUUUGUCAAUCGAAAACAAAGAAUUACCCAUUAGAAGAUAAGCAGCUUCUAUUUUGUUUAUCAAUAUUUUUUGUACAUUGUCUUUUUGAAUACAAUUCUAGUCUAACUCCCGAAUCCAGCCCUGGGCAGGUCCCGACAACAUUUAUUAUGGUAGAGGCAUUUUCUGAUUCAACUUUACCCAAUCUGACUGAAACAAAAAGUAAAAAGAGAAAAAGUGAUGUAGACAUGCCUCAUAUUUCUGCUCCAUGUGUAACAGUGGAAAAACCACAAUUUAAAAAUAUACAAAAUAAUUUUUUAGUCUGUAUGAACUGCUGGGAUUUACUGAAUUCUUCUGAAAAUUUAAGAAGGGAGUUUAUUAAAUUAAAUGCCCAUUUAAAAUUAGAUCCCUUGCUUUCAGGAUUUGUAAUAGACUACGCUCUUUAUAAGGGUCUUUAUGAUGAAUCAUUGAUGUUUCUCCACAAAAUCACAGAUUCGUCUCUGUUACUUCAAAGGUAUAUAAGAGAGACUGCAAUAUUGUAUGGUAAAAAAAACUACAGCUAUUGCUUAGAACCAAUAACAUUAGCUUUGCCUCUAUUACCAAGUAAUGAGGGAAUCUUGAGCAGUAAUUUAAUUGUUGGUGGUAAUCAAAAACAUUUACAUUAUUUACCUCUUACUAGAAUAGCAGUUUUACAAUAUUUAGUUAAAAUUCUUGUAAGAUGUAUUAAAGAAAACAUGCAACAACAAUCUUAUACCGAUUUAGCUAUUGGUCAUAUAUUUACACUUACACAAUUGGAUUGGCCUCAAGAUGAAGAUUUUAUACCACCACUUUUAGAGAAGAUCAAACAGAACAGAACUUUUCAAUACCACCUAUUUCAAAGCUAUAUAAUUAAUGUUGAUAUUCUGGAAGAGCUUACGUAUUUGUGGACAAGCCAAGGAGGGCAAAUCCAAUUAGAUAUCCUUCCACAUUUAGGACAAAGAAGAAUUGGUACAAGAGGUGCAGAUAAGGGUGUUAAAGAAGAAAUUAAACAGGCAAUUCGAAGACAAAUUUCAAGAAGCAAUGAAAAACUUGAUGAUUUGUUGAUUAGUUUCAUUCUUAAUGAGAGAGCUCAAAUUCUACAAACUUUAAACAAGCUUACUUUUAGCAUGUAACUUAGAAAUAUAGAAUCUAAUAAUAG
Molecule: messenger RNA, 2128 nt
Organism: Psylliodes chrysocephalus
Lineage: Eukaryota; Metazoa; Arthropoda; Insecta; Coleoptera; Chrysomelidae
Source: the annotation of a GenBank genome assembly